CCCCGUAGACCUCACCUAUAUCACAACUUUCCCGCCGUUCUUGCAGCUCAGUCUCUACUCCUUACUCAUUUGACAACUGUACAAUGGCAUCUCGUGUGGCCCAAAUUGCUGGUCAUCUCAAUUACCCUAAGGGGUUACUUGCGGGUCAAGUAGCUAUAAUCACCGGAUCUGGCCAAGGUAUCGGCGCGGAAACUGCGAAACUCUUUGCUAAUGAAGGAGCUAAAGUCAUUGUAUCCGAUAUAGAUGGGGGUUUGUGCCUCUAGGUUUCCCCGGGUUUCAAUAGCAGCAAAUACUGACCCAUGAACUACCUUAGCCAAAGCAAAGUCCGUCGCGGACGAAAUAAAUUCAGUUCAAAAUGGCCGCGCGAUCGCGGUCCCAGGCGAUAUGCUCGAUGCCGAAUACCUAAAAGUCCUCGUCAAAAAGGCUGCGGAAUUUGGAAAUGGAAAAAUACAUAUAAUAGUAAAUAAUGCCGGAUAUACCUGGGAUGGCGUAAUCCAUAAAAUGACCGACAAACAAUGGGAAAAUAUUCUCGCGCUCCACAAUACCGCCCCUUUUAAACUCAUCCGCGAAGCUGCUCCUUAUUUUCGCGUCACUGAUGGCGAACCUCGAUCUAUAGUAAAUAUAUCCUCUACAUCCGGCGUGCAUGGUAAUGCUGGACAGGCCAAUUACGCGGUUGCUAAAUCGGGGAUUAAUGGACUUACGAAAGUUAUUGCGAAGGAAUGGGGUCCGAAGUUUGGAGUGAGAUGUAAUAGUGUGGCUUUUGGACAUAUAUUGACGAGAUUGACUGCUGCAAAGGAAGAAGGCGCUUUUGUGACGACGCCUGAUGGUGAGAAAAUUGCGCUGGGGAUACCAAAGGGUCAGGGGAGUCAGGCGACGGAUGCAAAUUUGGAUAUUCCGUUAAGGAGGGCGGGGACGGCUGAGGAGGCGGCGAGAAGUAUUUUGGCCGUGGCGAGUCCGUUGUUUGGGUAUGUGACUGGGCAGGUUAUUAUGGUUACCGGAGGGAGGAAUAUGUAGGUGGGCGUUUACAUAAUGAAGAUGGUGUAUUUUUAGCUAUGUGUCCAAAUUCUGGUACAUACUUCUUGAGCCAUAUUUUCCGUUGAUUCAAAUAUUGGCCUAUCAAAUCAUAUGGUUUUCUGGUUUAGCAUUGUUGAAUAUAUGUAGAUCUCAAUCACAUUACCAGCAGGUCACUCCCAUGUGACUAAGGCAAUGGGCGGGAAAGAUAAAU
Molecule: messenger RNA, 1225 nt
Organism: Sclerotinia trifoliorum
Lineage: Eukaryota; Fungi; Ascomycota; Leotiomycetes; Helotiales; Sclerotiniaceae
Source: the annotation of a GenBank genome assembly